GCGUAAUUUCAAAAAAGUUUUGCAAGCUAAUCUGGGCUUUAAAAGAAAUACUCUUCAUAUGAAAAAAUAUAAUAGGUAUUUCAGUGAAACACAUACAUGAAAAUACCAAGUAUACUCUUUCCGCCAUCUUUCCAUGCCACCAUAAUGAUGCACAUGAACGUCCUGGCUGAUGCUCUCAAGAGCAUCAACAAUGCCGAAAAGAGAGGCAAACGCCAGGUUCUUAUUAGGCUGUGCUCCAAAGUCACUGUCCGGUUUCUAACUGUGAUGAUGAAGCAUGGUUAUAUUGGUGAAUUUGAAAUCAUUGAUGAUCACAGAGCUGGGAAAAUUGUUAUGAACCUCACAGGCAGGCUAAAUAAGUGCGGAGUGAUCAGCCCCAGAUUUGAUGUGCACCUCAAAGAUCUAGAAAAAUGGCAGAAUAACCUGCUCCCUUCCCGUCAGUUUGGUUUCAUUGUACUGACAACCUCAGCUGGCGUCAUGGACCAUGAAGAAGCAAGGUGAAAACACACAGGAGGGAAAAUCCUUGGAUUCUUUUUCUAGGGAUGUAAUACAUACGCAGAAAUAAAAUGCCUCAGUGGAAAAAAAAAAAAAGUAUACAGUUUGUCUGUUCUUGGUGAGAAAACCCAGCAAGUUUCUCACAUGAUUAUCAUAUUCACAAAGAUCAUAACAUGACAUCUCUUCAGAUAUCAGCAUUGCAAAACUUAGGGGCAAAACUUUAAGG
This is a messenger RNA of Camelus dromedarius (Arabian camel), 718 nucleotides long. RefSeq names its product small ribosomal subunit protein uS8-like. The transcript has a single exon. Gene Ontology annotation, molecular function: structural constituent of ribosome. NCBI's taxonomy places the organism in Eukaryota, Metazoa, Chordata, Mammalia, Artiodactyla, Camelidae. Gene Ontology annotation, biological process: translation. The record is from RefSeq and is a predicted model, not a curated record. Gene Ontology annotation, cellular component: cytosolic small ribosomal subunit; ribosome. Bases 97 to 498 code for a protein of 133 amino acids.